UGCCAACCGCAGGCUUUCACUUGUUUGUAAAAUUAAAGCACUGGGAGCAGAGCAGCCAGGGAGAAAUCAUUAGAGAGGAAUCCCAGGCAUAUGGCUGGCUUUUGUCGGCUCCCCUCCCCCUCCCUUCUUUCCCUCCUGCCGUCCGCUCCGCAGCAGCAGCAGGACAGAGGUAGUUCAGUUUUUGAAGCCGUGGCAUGAAUGAUCUCAUCUGAACCUGAUCUCCGCUUUCCCUGCCGUCGAUCCUAUGACCGAGACGGGAAUAAAAUAACACAAACACGAGCAGGAGUCUUGCCUCAGACUGGCCUAAAAUGGGCAGAAAUGGUGCUGAACAAAAGCUGCUUGUCGCUCGUACAAAAGUACUUGAAGCGUUGCAGCCGGGACCAAGCUGCAUUGCUAUUGCCUGUGCCUCUCAACAGGAAAGAGAGACAACAUGUUCCCGAAGGGCACCAAGCGCAAGUUCUCUGACUCCGGAGAGGAGCCGGUCUCCAGUGGUGACCAGGGCCCGCCGGCAGCUUCAUCUGUGGCGGCUCGGACGCUGUCGUCCUCUUACAGCCUGCAGCGGCAGUCGCUGCUUGACAUGUCGCUGAUCAAGCUGCAGCUCUGCCACAUGCUGGUGGAGCCAAACCUGUGCCGCUCAGUCCUCAUCGCUAACACGGUGCGGCAGAUCCAGGAGGAGAUGACCCAGGACGGCACCUGGCAGAUAAUGACCCAGGCCCUGGCGGCUGCACAGUGUCCCGCAGACCGCCUGGUGGCCACCGAGGUGCUGUGCCGGCAGACGGACGCAGCAGCUCAGGCCGGGCAGAGCCCAAAGCCCUUCUCCGUUGUUGGUCUGGAGGAAGGCUACCACUCUGAGGAGGUGGUGAUGGAGGGAGAUGUGGAGACGGAGGUCACCAUGUCCACUUUGUCGCCCGUCUCCCCCCAGCUGUCCUCCGCUUCUUACCUGGCGGGUCCCUUCGGCAUGGGACCCUGCUGGGAGGAGGAAGAGGAAGACGGUGAGUGCGAGGAGGAUGAAGAGGAGGACAGUGAGGAGUGUGUGUCGGAGGGAGAGGAGGGAGACCGGGACCACCUCAGUGCAGACUCCAGGACAGGGGAGCAGGUUUUUGGGACUUUUGAGAUCAAGCACCCGGCGCCGCCCCCGGACCCUGCGCUCGAGGAACUGUUUUCAGACGUGGACCCGUCCUACUAUGACCUCGAUACGGUGCUGACAGGCAUGCAGAGCGCCCCGAAGAUGGGGCCUUACGAUCUGCUGGAGAGCCUUUCCUCCCACGGGCCGACGACUCUGAGCUCCAGCUCAAGCUGCAGGUCAGACCUGAAUGAACUGGACCACAUCAUGGAGAUCAUAGUGGGAUCCUGAAACGCAGAACGUUCUUCUGGCCUGUACUGAUCCCUCAGACUCUUUCCAGAUUAUGCACAGUACACAUGUGCAUGUCCUGUGUGUGGUUUUGUUACACAUGGAGAUUGUUGCAGGUUUUCGGACAACGUGGGAAAUUAACAGCGAGCCAAGUAGAUUUUGGGUUUGGUUGUUAGACGUGUAGUUAGUCCUGUCUAACAGCCACUUGGGCAAGUCGGCAGCUGCUGUUGGGACCUUCAUCUUUUAAUUAAAAAAAAAGAAAAAAGAAAAAAAAAAAGCAAUUGGCAACAGUCAGGGUGAAAUGGAUGAAUUUUGGGACUCAAAAGUCAUCCUGGCCUGUGGGCGAAGCAGUUAGUUUCCUACUUUGAUGAAAUCCAAAACAUGACAAUAUCUGUGAGAGGGCAAAGAUAAUUACCUAUACCAUGAUGCAUUCUUAUUUACAUACUUUCCAUGUUUACGUCUGUCAUACAUUCUGUCAUACUAGCUCCUCCUGGUCGUAUUCUCUGCCAUUUUGUCCAUUUCUAUUUAUUGUUACAUGGACUGAGGAACCUUUCAUCACACUACAUACACCAGAAACCAGAACAAAUUGUAAAUCCAAAUCUAUGAAUCAAUGCAUAUUUUCCUAAAGAUUUGAGCAAUUAUGAAUGGAAUAUAUGUAUAUGUACGUAUGUGUAUAUAGAAAUAUAUUUUUUGCAUUAUACAGCUGGGGGAUUUUGCAAGUAUCAUUUGAUAUUAUUAUUUUUUUUCCCUCCCAAGCGGUUUUUAAGAUUUUAAUGUAGCCAGACUCGAGACAGUGUCUUCCCACGGUUUGGUAUAACAAGUCGACUGUAACAGGUGUCAGGACUGGCAUCGUCACACUUUAUAGGCGCUGUUUUUUCAUUUUCUCAAAGCUUUAUGCAGGGCAGGGGGAUUAAGUGCCAGCCACCAACCCACUGCUGGUGAAGAUUUGACUGUUCUUGGUAAGUUAACAGUAUCCAAGUUUCCUGCACUGCUUUACAUACAGAUCUAAUAACAGUAACAGCUUUUCCUGAAGCAUUUGGAGAAACCACGGGGUGAUAACUGCAUCAAGAAGCCAUAUAUCUUUCUCUCAUUUGUCAGUACAAAUGAAGCAUUCUGUGUGUUAACCCAAACUAAUUUAUUGUUUUUAUUUAUUGUAUUUAUUAUAUCUAGGUACAGACAUGCCACAUUGACUCAAAUCAACCACAAGGCCUGAUGAAAUUAUCCAAAUUCUGCCCUCCGUUUUGAAUGCAGUACCUAUUUAUUCCUCACAUUAUUUUUUUUAAUUACUAUUAGUAGUAAUAAUAAGCAGACGAACCGGGUUACUAUUCAGAUCACUAUGCAGCUCUGUCAUACGUGUUUCAGAAUGAUUGUAUACGACUCACAUGUCCUUUAAUUCCUUUAUGCAAACAGUUGCCUUUCUUGUAAAGAUGUGGAAAAUCAUCAGAAAAAUGCGUUUUUUCAAAAUUGUUCCUUGUCAUCGUGAUGAAGAGAUUAACUCAGGCAAACAAUAUGUAUUGACAAAAAUACAGUAUUACGACACGCUAAUACCUUACCACAACACUCCUGAAGGAUGUCACUCUGGUCUGAAUGGGAGCUAGAACUUCAAAGACUAAUUACCGUUGUAAAAUGUAUGCAUUUUUUUAUAUUAAGGAAAAAAAACAUUGUAGCAUCUUUGUAAAUAUUUUUUAUAAUAAAAGGUGCAACUAUU
Scatophagus argus is the source of this 3059-nucleotide messenger RNA. It is a transcript of the gene cdca4, whose product is annotated as cell division cycle associated 4. Gene Ontology annotation, cellular component: nucleus. The transcript is spliced from 3 exons. NCBI's taxonomy places the organism in Eukaryota, Metazoa, Chordata, Actinopteri, Scatophagidae. The record is from RefSeq and is a predicted model, not a curated record. Bases 431 to 1354 code for a protein of 307 amino acids. Gene Ontology annotation, molecular function: transcription regulator activity.